Messenger RNA from Neopsephotus bourkii (Bourke's parrot), 1056 nucleotides. RefSeq lists its product as uncharacterized. The transcript is spliced from 2 exons. NCBI's taxonomy places the organism in Eukaryota, Metazoa, Chordata, Aves, Psittaciformes, Psittacidae. The coding region runs from base 37 to 1056 and encodes 339 amino acids. The record is from RefSeq and is a predicted model, not a curated record.
AAUAAGUUACCAACCUCAACCUGCAAUGAAGCAGUGAUGCCACCAGGUCCAGUCAAUGACAAAGAAGAGGGGAUAACACCUUCCAAAUCCAUGAACAGAGGCCCUAAAUGUGACACUAUUGCUGCCACUUGUAUGGAAACCAGUGAGAAUGACCCCAGCAAGCCAAGCCUGAGGUCCAGCCCUCCUGCAGUAAUCACAGCAAUGCAAGGAGCCUCACAAAUGAGUCUGAGUGAAUUAAGAGGGCUCUGUCAGUGCGAGCAGCUGGGUGGCAGGAGGGACCCACAUGUCAGCACGUGUCCCCAGGGUACAGAAGCAGGGGAUUAUAUCCCUGCUCAGGAGGCCAAGCAGGAGCCAGGAGGUUUGGAAGCAGGUCAGCCGCAGGCUGUGAUGCAGCAAGGUAGACAGGACCCAGAUGGUGGGGAGGGUCUGCUAAUGAAAGAAGAAACCUUAAUCCUAAAUUAUCCAGCAACAGGAGGCUCAGACAGUGAAAAAUGUGGAGCAAUUGUGAACGCUCAAGGCUUCACAGACAUCAGUGAAGUCUGUAAUCUACAGAUAGGGGUUGAAACCACAGCUAAAGAGAAUGAGGCAAAUCCAGCUCUGUCUGCAAGCAAAGGGGAGCAACAGCAACCAGAAGCCUGUACUUUCAUGUUGCCUCCUAACCCUGUCCUCCUGGUACCAAAGCCUGAAGAGCCUUCGAGGGAAUAUGUGCCUGGAAAUGGCUCUCAAGAUGCAGUGAGGAGCGAAGUGGUGAAAACAGCCUCUGACAAAAACAAACCCCCUUGUCAAAGAGAGCUUCAAAAGGAGGACGAGCUUAUUAGUGCUGAGCAUUCCAUUCUGCCUUUAUCAUUUCAGCGAGAGGGAGAACAAAACUCAGCCGUCACAACUGAAAGCCCAAAAGAUGAAGCCAGUAGCAAUGAAAUUAUAAAAGCUGAGGCUGUGUCUAGAGAAAGCACCGCUCUUUCUGAAGCAGAACUUGUUAUCAAUCCCACCACUGACAAUUCCCUGUGCUCACAGCUUGCUUCCAAGGAGGAAGGCUGCUGGAAGUUAAUUGCAUGA